Messenger RNA from Rotaria sp. Silwood2, 1977 nucleotides. The record is from the annotation of a GenBank genome assembly. NCBI's taxonomy places the organism in Eukaryota, Metazoa, Rotifera, Eurotatoria, Philodinida, Philodinidae.
AUGGUCAUUUGUCUUCGACUCGAGAUCGAUGACGCAUUUGAAUCAGAUUUAGAAACACUGAAAUAUAUUGUUUACGAAGCUUCUUUCCACGAACCAACAGAAUUUUUACCGUCAAAUACGAAUAAUAAAGAUUUAUCUGCAGUAAAAGCUGCUAGUAGUGGUCAAAGAGAACCACGUGAACUUUUUGUCGAAACAUAUGUGUUUGACGAAUCAUUAUCUUUACCAAAUCAUCGUUCCCUAUCAUCAAACGUAAUGAGUGAUGCUAUAGAAAUGACUUAUCUUGAUUUAUCAAAACGUCGUCAACAACAACAAGAAAUGAAUGUUUCAAAUACAAACGAACCUGAUGCUGUACCAAAAUCAAUAAUAACUGAUGAAUCCCAACAACAACAACAACAAUUAACAACACAAUCAACUUUUUCUGAUAUGAAUGAUUUGCCAACAACAAAAAAUACAACUAAAACAAAAAAAAAUCGAAAAGUAUCAACAACUACUAAUGAUACAAAUCGUAUAGAAUUGUCCACUCAUAUAUCAACAUCUCCUGAUUUACAAAUUCCCUUUUAUUGUGGUAAUCAUCUUGUUGAUAUUACUCGAGGUAUUUUACAUUUAUACAAAGACAAUAAAGCAUUAGGUGCAAAUAAUGAACCAAAACGUAGUGAAAUGUUAGCCAUGUUAGCUAUUCCAGCUGAUGUAGCUUGUAGAGAAUUGAUUACAUUCAUAUAUCCUGCUUAUGAUGGUAUUGAAUAUUUACGUAUUAUUCGUGAUCCAACACCAAAUCAAUAUAUGUGCUUAAUUAAAUUUAAAUCUCAAAAAGAAGCUGAUGAAUUCUAUGACUAUUACAAUAAUCGUCAAUUUAAUUCAAUUGAAAAAGGUGUUUGCCAUUUAGCAUUCGUUGCAAAAGUUGAUAUAACUAGUACAGCUAAAGAAGGAUCGUGUCCUAUUCCUGGUCUUACUGAAUUGCCACCAUGUUAUAUUUGUCUGGAAAGAAUGGAUGAAAGUCUUGCUGGAGUAUUGACUAUUCUAUGUAAUCAUUCUUUCCAUGGUGAUUGUCUUAUUAAAUGGGGUGAUAGUUGUUGUCCUGUUUGUCGUUAUGUUCAAACACCGGAAAUGAUCGAUGGUCAAUCAUGUUUUGAAUGUGGUUCACAAGAGGAUCUUUGGAUUUGUUUAAUUUGUGGACAUGUUGGCUGUAGUCGAUUUAAGCAAGGUCAUGCUUUUGGACAUUUUGAAUUAACUCAACAUACCUAUACAAUGGACUUAAAACGACAACAUGUAUGGGAUUAUGUCGGUGAUAAUUAUGUUCAUCGACUUAUACAAAAUAAAAGUGAUGGAAAACUUGUUGAAUUACGUGGUGAAGGUGUUAGGACCUAUGAAAUUGAUGAUUAUCAUGAGAAUACAUCAAAAAUUGAUACAACUCAAGAAAAAAUUGAUUCAAUUGAACUUGAAUAUACUUAUUUAUUAACUAGUCAAUUAGAAUCUCAACGACGAUUUUUUGAGGAUAAAUUACAAUUUGUUGAAGAUGCUACUCAUGAAAAAAUCGAAGAACUUGAACAAUCAAAUAAAUUAUUAAAAGAACAUGCACAACAAUUACAAACAACACUUGAUUUAAUAACCAAAGAAAAACAACAACAAGAAAAACGUUCUUCAACUAAAAUAACAAAACUUCAACAUGAUUUUGAUGAAGAAAGAUUAAUGAAUGAACAAUUAAGACAAAAUCAAAAUUAUUUUCAAGCUGAAAUGCAAAAAUUAAGAGAAGAAUUUGACACUGCCAUGAAAAAUAAAAAUGAAGAAAUCAAUGAUCUUAAAGAUCAAUUACGUGAUCUUAUGUUUUAUAUUGAUGGUCAACAAAAACUUAAAGAAAUUAAAGAUCUAUCAGUUGAUGAACUUGAAACGAGUCAAGUAACUGUAAAUAGUCCGACAAUAGCAAGUGCUAGUUCAACAUCGACAACUAAUUCCGGUAAAUCAAGACGAAGAAAAAAAUAA